AUGGCUUAUGUGUACGAGGAGACGCACUUUCGACCCGCGUUCCGCCUGCUAUCGUACAGUGCGCUUGCUUUUGGCCUUCCUUUGCGAUGCACACCUCGACAUAUCUACUCUGCGCGCAGCGGAAACGAAGCGGCACUUAUGCUACGAGUGCUUCCUAGCUUCCAAGCUGUAUCUUUCGACUGGUCAGAGUUCUGUGUCGCCACGCCAACGUGGCUCGAUGUCUCCCUUGGUCUUUUUACACCGGCUUGGCGUGAUCAUACUGACCUAUGGAAGUUUACACGGUGCGUCACUUUACAUCUGCUGUGGACAGCGGAACAGCUAACUAUUCCACCAGCGCCAAGCCCUGCCUCUGGGUCCAGCUGUUUGGGCCAACUGCACUACGUUUAG
Molecule: messenger RNA, 387 nt
Organism: Peronospora belbahrii
Lineage: Eukaryota; Oomycota; Peronosporomycetes; Peronosporales; Peronosporaceae
Source: the annotation of a GenBank genome assembly